CAGCAUGCCAGCAUGGUAUCAGAAAGCUUAUAACCAUGCACCAUUUGUUCCUAUAGGAACUUGUUUAUUUAUUGUUUUGGAGCUUGUAUCAGUCUUCAGAGUAGCCUGGUCUUUUCUAAGAGGUGAAAGGAAAAAAGGGUGGGGAAGUUAUGCUACCUUGUUUGCUGCUAUUUUAGCACCUAGGGCGAGUGGUUUGGAGGUGAGGUGCCACAAAUUUGACCUCCUUUCAUAUUCUGCGUAAAGCACCUAAAAGAAAAGUAGGCUGUUUUGUGUUUCCUGAACACCCAGUUAGGCAAAAGUAGUUGUGUUCUAAUGUCUCAUUACAAUGUUCAUGGACCAAAUGAAAUGGGCACAAGCCCUUUUUAGGUACACAAUAUUCUUUUGGAGAUAAGCAUAAGCUUCAUUAUCAUUCUUCUCUUGAAAAUAGUUGUGGGUGUUAUUAUUAUUUUUUUUCAAAAUUAAUCCGUUUAGAAGUGGAUUUGAACCACUGACACAAGGCGACAAUGAGCAUCCACCUUUCGUCUGUAACGAUAUGCCAAGAUUUCAAUCAUUUGGAUUUGCAUUGAGAGGAAACCGGAGAUUCAGAAAGUAGGAUUUAAUAAGGAGGGCCAAGAGAGGAAAAGUGGAUCAUCGCAUGGGAUUGGCAUGCAGCUACUUUCAUAAGAUGGUGACUUACUAAUUAGGAAUCAUCAAUUUGGCAAAACUUUUGGCUAAUGAGAGAUUUGAGUGUGGAGAUUAGUAGGAAAUGUUUUGACAUGAUGUCAUUCAUGCUUGAAAACACAGUAAGAUUGUUGUUGGAGCUGGAGCCAGAGUCAGAUCCUGUUUGGCAUUAUUUAAACAUACAGAAUAACAGAAUUCGAGGUUUGCUUGAGAAGUGCACAUUAGAUCAUGAAGUGAGAAUGGAGACUCUACAUAAUGUUUUAUGCGAAAGGGCUUUGUUUGAUGCAAGGUGGAGGCAAAUACAACAAGAUACCAAUCAAUCUUCAGAUGCUCUUACGUUCGGAAACAACAACAAUCUUCUGAUUGAUUCUGUGGCAGUCGAAUUGACUGGUGAAGAAGUUGAUGCGCUCAGAGGGAGGUAUAUUCGUAGAUUGACUGCUGUACUUACACAUCACAUACCAGCAUUCUGGAAAGUAGCUCUUUCUGUUUUCAGCGGAAAAUUCGCAAAGUCCUCCCAAGUUUCUUCGGAACCAAAUGCUACUACUCCAGCAAAUAAAUCUGAGGAAAAUGCUGGAGAUGGGAAAUACUCUAUUCAUUCACUUGAUGAAGUUUCCAUAAUGAUACGCAAUACUAUAUCAGCAUAUGAAGUGAAGGUUUGCAAUACCUUUCGUGAUCUUGAAGAAUCCAAUAUUCUGCAACCAUAUAUGAGUGAUGCAAUAAUUGAAAUAUCCAAAGCUUGUGAAGCCUUUGAAGCGAAGGAAUCAGCACCAUCUAUUGCUGUAAUUGCAACUCGAGCACUUCAGUCAGAGAUUACAAAGAUUUACAUCCUAAGGCUUUGCUCAUGGAUGCGGGCAUCAACGCUAGAGAUUUCAAAAGAUGAGGCAUGGGUCCCAGUAUCAGUUCUUGAACGGAAUAAAUCUCCCUAUACCAUAUCUUACUUGCCACUAGCGUUCGGUAAUGUUAUGACCUCAGCAAUGGACCAGAUCAAGUUGAUGAUUCAAACAUUAAGAAGUGAGGCAGCAAGGUCAGAAGAUAUGUUUGCACAACUUCAAGAAAUACAAGAAUCCGUCAGACUUGCUUUUUUGAACUGUAUUUUGGAUUUUGCAGGUCACUUGGAGCGUAUAGGUAGUGAGCUUGCUCAAAACAGAUCAAGCAAAGGAAGUUCACAUGUAGAAAAUGGAUAUUCACAGAACUUAGAAGAGAAGCUAAUAUUUGAUCUCAGGGGAAGCGUUGUGGGUCCACAUCAACAGUUGUUAAUAGUCUUAAGUAAUAUUGGCUAUUGCAAAGACGAGCUUUCUUAUGAGUUGUACAACAACUACAAACAUAUCUGGUUACAGUCGAGGGAAAGAGAGGAAGAGGAUAGUGACAUACAAGACCUAGUGAUGUCUUUUUCUGGGCUGGAAGAGAAGGUUCUUGAACAGUAUACUUUUGCUAAGGCAAAUUUGAUCAGAACAGCUGCUUCAAACUAUAUGUUAGAUUCUGGUGUUCAAUGGUGGGGAGCCGCCCCUGCUGUGAAAGGUGUGCGGGAUGCUGCUGUUGAGUUGCUGCACACUUUGGUAGCUGUACAUGCAGAGGUUUUCUCUGGUGCUAAGCCUCUUCUGGACAAGACACUUGGCAUUCUUGUUGAAGGUCUAAUUGAUACUUUUAUCAGCCUGUUCAACGAAAACAGUACGAAAGAGCUUAGGUCACUCGAUACAAAUGGGUUCUGCCAGCUCAUGCUUGAGCUUGAAUACUUUGAGACCAUUUUAAAUCCAUAUUUUACGCCUGAUGCAAGAGAGGCUCUGAAAUCUUUACAAGGUGUGCUUCUUAAUAAAGCAACUGAAAGUGUGACUGAAUAUGUGGAGAAUCCAGGCCACAACCGACGAGCAACGCGUGGAAGUGAAGAUGCUGUGACAGAUGAUAGACCACCAGGGAUCACUGUGUCACCAGAUGAUCUGAUUGCUCAUGCUCAGCAGUUUAGCUAUGAGUUGCUUCAAGCAGAGCUUGAGAGGACUCACAUCAACACAGCAUGUUUUGUCGAGUCAAUUCCAUUGGACUCGGCACCAGAAUCAGCCAAACACUCUUAUGCUUCUUUUAGGGGUUCACUCGAUUCUCGCAGUAGAAACUAUAGAGGCACACAAGGAACAGCAUCUCCAAGCUACUCCAGGAAUAGGCGACGAUGAAGUUGUAAAUGGGAUAUCUUGUCUCUGCUAGUUCUACUGUACAUAUAAUUUACUGUAAUCCAUAUUCUUAUUAUUCUUUGAGUUUAUGAGCUUCUUUCACUGGUCUUUCCCUUGAUUUCCGUUUUUAUCCUGUCCUAUGCUACAGAGGUGUAUUUUUUUGCCAUAUUGUAAUGCCAGUGGUGUUCGUUUUUGUGUUA
Molecule: messenger RNA, 3019 nt
Organism: Argentina anserina (silverweed cinquefoil)
Lineage: Eukaryota; Viridiplantae; Streptophyta; Magnoliopsida; Rosales; Rosaceae
Product: exocyst complex component SEC5A-like
Exons: 16
Coding region: 714-2822 (702 amino acids)
Biological process (GO): Golgi to plasma membrane transport; exocytosis
Cellular component (GO): exocyst
Source: RefSeq, a predicted model, not a curated record